GAUCUCAGAAACGUGUCUCUCUGACUUCAAUCUUCUUCAUCAAUUCCUUAGAUUCCGUUUCUUAAAGUGUUCAUCUUUUUACAUCUUUCAGCUUAAAUUUAUCACUUCCGUUUCUGUGUUUUAUGAAGCACCUGGGCAAAUGAAGCUUUAGCUAAGCAUUGUUUAACGAAACUCAGAAGAAAAAAACAGAAUCUUUAUUUUUUUAAAGCUUCGAAAUUGGAGAAGAGAAUUUAGAACGACCAAGUUCGGGUUCAAUGAAUAGAUCGUGUCUCUGUAGUGUCUUAAUCACCGCUGCUCUGAUUUGUGGUGCUUACUUCAUUGGCAAUGCUUAUCUUGCUAAAGACUUUAAAGAGAAAUUGCUAAGAUGGGAAAUCACUGAUAAGAUGCAUAACAUCACUGAUAAGAACCAGAAUGCAACAUCAACCAGUACAUGCGAGAAUUUGAAUAAGCCAGUGGGUACUGAAGCACUACCACAAGAAAUUAUCGUAAAAACAUCGAACCUGGAAACACAACAUCUAUGGAACUACGAUGACACAAAAAAGAGAAGGCCUAACCGUUCGAUGAGUUUGUUAGCCAUGGCAGUCGGAAUCAAGCAAAAGGAGCUAGUUAACAAAGUUAUCCAAAAGUUUCCUCCUCGAGAAUUUGCGGUUAUGCUUUUUCAUUAUGAUGGUGUUGUCGACGAUUGGAAGCAGUAUCCAUGGAAUGAGCAUGCGAUUCAUGUUUCGGUGAUGAAUCAAACAAAAUGGUGGUUCGCCAAGCGAUUCUUGCAUCCUGAUAUAGUUGCAGAGUAUGAGUAUAUAUUUCUUUGGGACGAAGAUCUUGGUGUAGGUCAUUUCAAUCCGCAACGAUACCUAUCUAUUGUCAAAGAAGAGGGGCUUCAGAUAUCACAACCCGCUCUCGACACUUCAAAAUCAGAAGUGCAUCAUCCUAUAACUGCUCGUCGAAAAAAAUCAAAAGUUCAUAGAAGGAUGUAUAAAUACAAAGGUAGCGGGCGAUGUGAUGACCAUAGCACCAAUCCUCCCUGCAUCGGGUGGGUAGAAAUGAUGGCACCUGUUUUCUCUAGAGCAGCAUGGAGAUGUUCUUGGUAUAUGAUUCAGAAUGAUUUGAUCCAUGCUUGGGGUCUGGAUACACAGCUUGGUUAUUGUGCUCAAGGUGAUCGAAAGAAAAAUGUUGGUGUUGUUGAUGCGGAGUACAUAAUUCAUUAUGGUCUUCCUACGCUCGGUGUGGUUGAAACCACUUCAAGCUCUUUGCGGAACGAGACAGACUCGAAAUCAACGGAAUCAUUAGAGUCUCGUGAAGUGGAUAAUAGACCAGAAGUGAGGAUGAAAUCAUUUGUAGAGAUGAAGAGAUUCAAGGAACGUUGGAAGAAAGCUGUUAGAGAUGAUAGAUGUUGGGUCGAUCCGUAUUGAAACCUGAGCGGUUUAAGUAAACCGAACCAAACCGGAUUAUUUUCCUUGUUGAGUGCUUUGUGGUCGGUCCACUGUAUACCAUUAUUUGGUACAUAGAUUUUGUUGUACUUGGAAAAAAAAUCAGUGUAUUUA
This is a messenger RNA of Arabidopsis arenosa, 1541 nucleotides long. Lineage: Eukaryota; Viridiplantae; Streptophyta; Magnoliopsida; Brassicales; Brassicaceae. The record is from the annotation of a GenBank genome assembly.